This is a messenger RNA of Aureobasidium subglaciale EXF-2481, 1362 nucleotides long. RefSeq lists its product as uncharacterized. The record is from RefSeq and is a predicted model, not a curated record. The coding region runs from base 1 to 1362 and encodes 453 amino acids. The transcript has a single exon. Gene Ontology annotation, molecular function: Hsp90 protein binding. Gene Ontology annotation, biological process: protein folding. Lineage: Eukaryota; Fungi; Ascomycota; Dothideomycetes; Dothideales; Saccotheciaceae.
AUGGCGUCCCGCGUACAAGAGUUGCCCGACGACUUCGAUGACAAGAUCGACCUGAACAAGGCACCGGUCGAGACGCAUGGACCUGCACCAGCACCGACUGCUGACGGCGGCCUUUCAUUCGACAUGAUGAUGCAAGCCGCUGCCAAACACUUGCCGCCCAAGAAGGAUGCACCCACACAAGGCGACCCGUCUCAGCCCGGCGCAGCGAUGCCUCCUGCCAUGGAGACGGCAAGACAGUACACAGCAGACGAAAUGUGGCAGAUGCUCAACAAGUCUCCACUUUUCAUGACCGAACUCGACGAGACGGGUGAAGAUGGUGGAGAGAACGUGGCUCUGGAAGCUCUCAAGGCACUCGCGUAUGAAGGAACCCGCGCCGAAAACGCUGCCUCAUUCCGCGAACAAGGAAACGACAACGCUCGUCUGAAGCGCUGGAAGGACGCCCGCGAGUUCUACGACCGCGCUCUGGGAGCCUUGAAGUUGCCUCAAAAGACUGGCAUUGCAAAGGAGGGUGAUGAAGCCGCCGAGCACAACCUACACGAAGAGGACAUGGUCGAACUCGACGAGGAGGAAGAGGCUCGUAAAGAGAAGGAACAUGAGGAGGCAUCUCUGGUCAACCGCGCACUCUGCAAUCUCGAGAUGAAGAACUACGGCUCUUGCAACCGCGAUUGCGCUGCUGCCUUGAAGAUCAAUCCUCUGAACGUCAAAGCAUACUACCGCAGCGGCAUGGCCAACUUCCACCUCGACAAACUACCCGCAGCAAACUGGUGUUGCAAUCUAGGCCUCAAGAUUGAUCCUACCAACAAAUCUCUCCUCAUCCUCCAAGACAAGAUCGCCAAACGUGAAGCGCAAAUCGAAAAAGCAGAACGCGAACAACGGGAAAGAGAAGAGAAAGCUCGCAGAGAAAAGCAAACAUUGGCAUUGGCAUUAAAAGGCCGCAACAUCUCUACUCGGUCAACGACAACAGCACCACCUCAACUCGAGGAUGCCGCUAUCCAACUCGAGAACCCUAUGGAUGCAGCCUCGACUCUGACUUUCCCCUGUCUACUCCUCUAUCCCCUUGAUAACCAGACCGACUUUAUCAAAUCCUUUGCGGAAGAUGAGUCAGUAGGCCAACAUCUCGAGUACAUUUUCCCUCUGCCUUGGGACGAGGACCACCAAUACAUGCCCGAGAAGGUCGAAUGCUACAUCGAGACAAAAACCGGCGGUCUAGUCAAGGCAGGCAAGAAGAUGGCUCUGCUGAGAAUUUUGAAUACUGGCAAGGUCGAAAUCGUAGACUCUUUGCUCAGAAUCAACGUCGUGCCAAGCUCCAGAGCUCAGGAAUGGGUGGACAAUUUCAAGAAGAUCAAGGCUGCUGCAAAGUAA